Cuscuta campestris is the source of this 1815-nucleotide messenger RNA. NCBI's taxonomy places the organism in Eukaryota, Viridiplantae, Streptophyta, Magnoliopsida, Solanales, Convolvulaceae. The record is from the annotation of a GenBank genome assembly.
UCUUCCCAUCUCGGGCUGGCGACUGUUUCUGGAAUCUAGCCUCAUCGGACGAGCGCACGCCUUGCCGUGCUGGGGAUAAAGGAUUAGACGGUCUGAUGGAUGGGACUCGUGGUGAUUGGGCACUUCCAGUUUGUCAGAACGGAAGAAAACGAAAGCGAGAGGACAAUAAACUUGUCACUAACACCCAGAAUAAGAGCACACCAAGGAUUAGUGACUUGCCUGAUGAGCUGCUUGUUGAUAUAAUAUCCCGCCUAAAACUCAAGGAUGCUGGUAGGACUAGUGCUCUCUCGCGUAGAUGGAGAUAUAUGUGGACACUUGUAUCCGGGAGUUUGAAAUUUGAUGCUUGUGAUAGGGACACUUUCAGAGGGAUGGAUAAGAGGAAAGAAAUGGGAGGUUGGGUCAAUCGUGUGUGGGAAUUGCACAAGGCUCCUAGAGUGGAUAGCUUUAUCGUGUGUACUCGGGGGCGUUGGGGGUUUGAAGAUGGUGAUGCCGAUAUGUGGACACGGUUUGCCCUGCGAAAGCAAGUAAAAGUGUUUGAAUUGAGUUUGGAAAGGCACAGGCGUAGUUGUAAAUACGAGUUUCCUAGCAUGGAGAAGCUGUUAUUAUUGGGGCCCAAGUGUUCAUUUGUUAGCCUAAGAUCCCUCAAGUUGGCGCAUGUAAAUGUUGAGGAUGACAUGGUUCAUUAUUUAUUGGCAUCUUGUCCGGAUCUUGAGACCUUGUGGAUCAAGGACUCAGAUUGUACGAAGAAUCUCUGAGUUGUUGCACCAAAGUUGAAACAAUUGCAACUAUGGUGCGGGCAGAUCCAAAGGGUUGAGAUCUCCGCACCGAGCCUUGUAUCAUUUGCAUAUUCGGGACAUAAUGUAGAAACACCUUAUUUGUUGAAAAGAGUUGCGAAUCUCACUGCACUACAUCUGUGGGGUGGAGCUUCGUUCCCCUUUAUUUAUCAAGCUAAGAAACACUCAAGUUAUUCGGUUCAGUUGACAGAGCUGAACCUGGGUCUUCUUCUCACGCCCAUUACACUGCCCUUUCAAAUAGCCAUUCCCCCAGAUUUGCCUCAGUUAUGUUCACUGGAGAAGCUGACUGUGAACAGCACUACACUAGCUGGGCGAAGUCUUCUCUUCUUCACUUUAUUGAUCAAGGCCUCUCCUCGCUUACGUGAAUUCACAAUCACGAUGGAUUAUGAAUGGGAUGACUAUCAGGUAUCCAAUUCUAUUCUCAUAUCUUUCUAUUACGAAUCUUGAUUCAUCUCCACCCGUUUAACGAGUUAUAUCACUUCAGGAGAUACCAUAUCCUGAAGUGAGUGAAGCAGAGGUGGGUACAUUCAAUCAUGCGAAUCUUAGGUCGGUUCGAAUGGGAUCUUAUUGUGGGUCGUCAAGCGAAGACGAGUUCCUUUUGAAAUUGCUGGAGAUGGCUCCAUCAGUUGAGACGGUGAUCAUCGACACACAAUGGACAUAUUUUGAGAAUGUCCAUGAAUUGAGAUAUCUUAAGAAAAUGAAGUUGGCCACUACGAGGGAUGAAGCAAAUGUUAGAAUUAUAAAAGGAAGAACACUGUGAAGCAGUGUUGAACGAAGAACUAGAUAGAAUAACGAAUCGCGUACGAAACGCUUUCAGAUCAAAGUUAUUUCGGGGUAUACGAAAUACUUCAAUCGGAUAAAACGUUAAUUCAAAACAAGCACUCGAGAAUCUGUUACUCAACCCAUACCACGAGACUCUAUUUUAUAGAGUCGAAAAUCCUUGUGAUCGGACAUGAACGUUCGCGUAGAUGUACGCGUACGUUCGCGCAAGAAGAAGAAAGGUGCGAGUUUGAACCAAAGG